AUGGACAGCAGCAGCGAGCCUCUGGUGGGGGGGGAGGACGAGGCGGCCUGCACAUCAGCCUCAGAGGGCCUGGAGGAGGGGGAGGUGGAGGGGGAGACACUACUGAUUGUGGAGUCGGAGGACCAGGGGUCUGUGGAUCUGUCACAUGAUCAGAGUGGGGACUCGCUGACCAGCGACGUGGGUGAGGAGACAGACGGAGGCUGGGCCUGCGAGGACAUGUCCUUCUACUGCGACCGCUGCCACAAGUGGAUCCUUGCAGCUCAGCUCCGUGGGGAACAGCCCAGCUACCUGAAAGGAGACAACUUCUUCAAGUUCAUUUGCAGUGAUUGUUCUGAGGACGGGAAGGAGAGCUACGAGAGGAUGAGGCUCACCUGGCAACAGGUGGUGAUGUUGGCCAUGUACAACCUGUCUCUGGAGGGUACAGGCCGCCAGGGCUACUUCAGGUGGAAGGAAGACAUCUGCGCAUUCAUUGGUCGGCACUGGAACUUCCUGCUGGGAACCAGGAAGAAGACGUCGACAUGGUGGAGCACGGUUGCCGGUUGCCUGUCGGUUGGAAGUCCAACCUUCUUCCGCUCUGGAGCGCAGGAGUUUGGAGAACCUGGCUGGUGGAAGCUGGUCCAGAACCGACCCCCCACCCUGAGACCGGAGGUGGAUAAGUCCAGCACCAAGACUAAAGUGUCCAAACCAGCACUGGACCCGAUCAUCACUGUAGAGGGCCUGAGGAAACGGGGCACCAGGAACCCAGUGGAGAAUGCCAUGCAGCUGAAGGAAAAACGCUCCCGCACUCAGGAGGCCAAGGACAUCCGGCGAGCGCAGAAGGAGGCUGUGGGCGGCUACACUGACUGCAGUGCCUCCUCCACGCCCGUCAAACUAGGUGGAGGUCGCAGUGGGAGCGGCGGGCGGCGCCCCGAGCUGGUUCUGGAGAAAGGUGAGGUCAUUGACUUCUCCUCCCUCAGCUCCUCAGACCGUACGCCACUUACCAGCCCAUCACCGUCACCAUCACCGGACUUCUCCGCUCCAGGAACACCAGCUUCUCACUCGGCUACACCUAGCUUGCUGUCAGAGGCUGACCUGAUUCCUGAUGCAAUGCCGCCGCAGGCGCUUUUCCACGAUGAUGAGGAGAUGGGGGGGAUGAUUGACCCUGGGAUGGAGUACAUCCCUCCUCCUACCGCCAACCUUGUUGCCCGCAAGAAGCUCCGCCCAGUACCGCCGAUCAAGCGAGAAGUAGAGAGUGAGGAUGACGAUGGCCAUGGGCAUGAGGAAGACUUUGAAGAGCCAGUGGGGCGGCGCGAAGGUCCACCUACAUCCUCUGGUGGAGGGGGUGGAGUAGGCGGCGUCGAACGGAGGAGGAUGGCGCAUCUGGAGAAAGGAGACGGAGUCUCCAGCUCUGCCCAGAGUCCUCGCUACGCCAUCCUCAGCCUGUACGAGGAAAGGAUGCUGCUACGGCGGCUUGACACCUGCCCGCUGGCGCUUGCUGUUACGCCGCCGGCAAAACGCCUUCACAGGAAGCUGUUGGUCCGCCAGGCCAAGAGGCAGCGGGGGCUCCCCCUGCUGGACAUUGAUGGAGCUGUCAGUGCCGCGCUGAGCCUGGUGGGCGGGAUCUACAGUGCCCAGGAGACGGGGUCUCAGCUGGUGGGCGGACUCAAGGGGAGAUACUGCACCAGCAGCCAGGAACUGCGAAUUCUGGACCGCUUUCAGACGAACCCCCCCAGCAGGCAAAGUAUCCAGCAGAAGUCCGUGUCUUUCUGGAACCGUUUGAUGGGAGCUGAAGGCGGUUUGGACCAGAGCAUCAAGAGUCCGUACACGUCCCGGAUCCUGAAACCAUUCAUCAGGAGGGAUUACGAGUCUCGCCCAGUGAAGCUCCGCCUGCUGGCUGAGAUCCGGGCGUUCCCUCAUCGGAAAGAUCUGGACUGGACUCCUGAACCAGAUGCUCCGCUCGACUACUGCUACGUCCGCCCGAACCACAUCCCAUCCGUCAAUGCCAUGUGUCACGACAGCUUCUGGCCAGGUGUGGACCUGUCCGAGUGCCUCCAGUACCCGGACUUCAGCGUGGUGGUCCUGUAUAAGAAGGUGGUGGUCGGCUUCGGGUUCAUGGUGCCGGAUGUCAAAUACAACGAGGCCUACAUCUCCUUCCUGCUGGUCCACCCGGAGUGGAGGCAGGCCGGGAUAGGGACCUUCAUGAUCUACCAUUUGAUCCAGACUUGCAUGGGGAAGGAUGUGACGCUGCAUGUGUCAGCCAGUAACCCGGCCAUGCUGCUGUACCAGAAGUUCGGCUUCAAGGCCGAGGAGUACAUCCUGGACUUCUACGAUAAGUACUACCCCAUGGAGAGCAGCGAGUGCCGGCACGCCUUCUUCCUGCGACUGAGACGCUGACGCCUGACGCAGCAUGGACAGAACCGGACCUGUAUGGCCCGUUGAAGCAGUUUGGGUCAGCUGACAUGUUUUAUACAGUGAAGCCGUUUGGUCCAGUUUCAGAUGUUAAAUCAUAAACAAGGGGUGGGGCUUUUCCAGCCCCGCAGAAACCUUCUGUUUCCUCUGCAGCUGAUUUCAAACCUGUUUUUUUCUCAUGUAGAUGUGAUGAAUAAAGAACCUCCGCCCA
Molecule: messenger RNA, 2599 nt
Organism: Melanotaenia boesemani (Boeseman's rainbowfish)
Lineage: Eukaryota; Metazoa; Chordata; Actinopteri; Atheriniformes; Melanotaeniidae
Gene: kat14
Product: lysine acetyltransferase 14
Exons: 10
Coding region: 1-2373 (790 amino acids)
Molecular function (GO): acyltransferase activity, transferring groups other than amino-acyl groups
Source: RefSeq, a predicted model, not a curated record